UGUAAGCGCCUUCUUCCUCUGGGGGUGUAGUAUAGUGUGUACGGGCUGUCCUCAAAGCCUGGGAGUAUCGCUGGGGGUCCGCCAUGAGUAUGACACAGUCGUACAGCCAGCAACCGCUCACCUUUCUGGACGAGGACAUCGGCCUUUACGGAGCCGACACUCAGGGAGUAGGGGACUAUGAUCACUACGAGGACUUCACUCUGCCGAGUCAGAGUCAGGCCACGCAGUCAGUCCAGUCACAGGGACCUCCUGACACUGAUAAGCAGAGAGCAGCGAGUGAACUGAUGGCUGGACUCAGUCUCCAUGGCGACGAUUCUGACGAGGAGGAGGAGCCUCAGGAACUGCCGGAGCAUGCCUGCCGAUACUGUGGUAUUCAUGACUCAGCGGCCGUAGUGAUGUGCAACUCCACCAAGAAAUGGUUCUGUAAUGGCCGUGGAAAUACCUCGGGAAGCCACAUAGUACAGCACCUGGUGAGGUCUCGCUGUAAGGAGGUCACACUCCACAGGGAAGGUCCUCUCGGGGAGACAGUUCUGGAGUGCUACAACUGCGCCUGUCGCAACGUCUUCCUCCUCGGUUUCAUCUCCGCCAAGAGCGACUCCAUGGUGAUGUUGCUAUGCCGACACCCCUGUGUACAGCAGAAGAAUAGUCUCAAGGAGGAGUGGAACCCGUCGUCAUGGAUGCCGGUGAUCCAGGACAGGAGUUUCCUCAACUGGUUGGUGAAGCAGCCGUCCGACAAGGAGCAGGCCAGGGCCAGGCAGAUCUCUGCGGCCACCAUCAACAAACUAGAGGACCUCUGGAGGACGGUUCCAGAUGGGAACGCUGGCUGACCUGGAGAAGCCAGGGAUGGACGAGGAGCCUGAACACGUCAGCUUACGCUACGAGGAUGCCUACCGAUACCAGCACAUAUUUGGGCCUCUGGUGAAGCUGGAGGCAGACUACGACAAGAAUCUGAAAGAGAGCCAGACUCAAGAGAACAUUGAGGUCCGCUGGGACAUGACACUCAGCAAAAAGAGAGUCGCCUACUUCAAGUUUCCUCGUCAAGACGGAGACAUGAGGCUGAUGCCAGGAGACGAGCUGCAACUGAGGCUGGUCGUCAACGGACGAGAGGAGUGGAAAGCAAUGGGCCAUGUCACCAAGAUGCCCAGUGUUCACGACGAGGAGGUAAAACUGGAGAUGCGGUCCACUGCUCCAGUCCCUGACACCAGACACAACUACAGUGUCAACUUUGUCUGGAAGAGUACCUCGUUUGACCGCAUGCAGAAUGCCAUGAAGAUGUUUGCUGUGAAUGAGAACGCAGUGUCGCUCUACCUGUACCACAAGUUACUAGGUCAUGACAUUGAGGACCAGGUCAAUGAGAGUGUCUCCAUUCCUAAACAUUUGUCAGCCCCCAACCUACCAAAGUUGAACAGCUCGCAGCUGUCAGCCAUCAAGACCGUUCUCCAGCGACCGCUGGGACUCAUCCAAGGUCCUCCUGGUACUGGGAAGACUGUCACCUCUGCCUCACUCGUCUACCAUCUGGCAAAGAUGUACUCUACCAUGAACCAGCAGAUACUGGUGUGUGCCCCUAGCAACACUGCCGUGGAUCAGCUCACUGAGAAGAUUCACAAGACUGGGAUCAAGGUGGUGCGGCUGAGUGCCAAGUCCCGGGAAGCCAUAGAGAGCAGUGUCUCAUUCCUGGCCCUCCACAACCAGGUGGCUCAUUCCGGGACGGGCUACACAGAGCUGCACAAACUGCAGCAGCUAAAGGCCGAGGCUGGGGAGCUAUCAGCUGCUGACGAGAAGAGAAAUAGAACUCUGAAGAGACAGUGUGAGAGAGAAUUACUGCUGAAUGCUGAUGUCAUAUGCUGUACGUGUGUCGGAGCAGGUGAUCCGCGUCUUGCCAAAUUCAUCUUCAAGGCCGUCCUGAUUGACGAGUCAACUCAGGCGACAGAGCCGGAGUGUAUGGUGCCGAUAGUCCUGGGAGCAAAACAGGUUAUUCUGGUUGGAGACCACUGCCAGCUGGGGCCUGUCAUCAUGUGCAAGAAGGCAGCCAAUGCUGGACUAUCCCAAAGCCUGUUUGAGCGACUGGUAAAACUGGGUGUGAAGCCGAUAAGACUCAUCGUCCAGUACAGAAUGCACCCAUCUCUCUCAGUGUUUCCCUCCAACACAUUCUACGACGGAACUCUGCAGAAUGCCGUCUCUGCACACGAGAGAACCAUGCCUGGAAUGGAGUUUCCGUGGGUGAAGCCGGACUCUCCGAUGUUCUUCUGGUGUUCCCAGGGACAGGAGGAGAUCAGCUCCAGUGGCACCUCUUACCUCAACAGGAGUGAGGCGGUGAAUGUUGAGAAGGUGGUGACACGACUGAUGAAGAGUGGAAUCAAACCUCACCAGAUGGGAAUCAUCACCCCCUACGAGGGUCAAAGGGCAUACGUCGUCCAGUACAUGCAGUUCAACGGAACCAUGUCUCAGAGACUGUAUAUGGAGAUAGAGGUGGCGAGUGUGGAUGCAUUCCAGGGACGAGAGAAAGAUUUCAUCAUCCUCUCGUGUGUGAGAGCCAACGAACACCAGGGGAUCGGGUUUCUAAAUGAUGCCCGCCGUCUGAAUGUUGCCCUGACGAGGGCAAAGUACGGAGUUGUCAUCAUUGGGAAUGCUAAAGUUCUAACCAAGCACCCUCUAUGGAACAGCCUCAUCAGAGACUAUCAGGAGAGAGAUCUGUUGAUGGAAGGGGCAAAUCUGACUGCUCUUCGUAAGAAUGAGAUGCAUCUUCCAAAGCCCAGCAAACUGGCUCCUCGCAGGAACAUGGGACUGGUGGUGUCUGGAGGCCCUGCCCACUUCAGGCCUCGAGACCCUCCUCCACACACUGUCUAUGACCACUCCAUGAGAGACAGGCACUUCCCGAUGAUGCAGGAUGACUAUUAUCGCUCUCACGAUCACCUUGGUUACAUCGGAGGCAGCAGACACGCGGCUGCGGCUGCUCACAGCAUGUUUGUCCCCCCAGCCAUGUUCAACAUGCCCCUCCCUCCCCAGCAACACUAUGACAACCAGCCUCCACCACCGGCCCAGAGCAAGUCAGCAGCAGGAGGAGGAGGAGGAGGAGGGGGGAUAUCACAUGCUCUCAUCAACAGCCAGGCCAGCCAGGAUCCCAGUGGCUCACAGCCUCUCACUCAACCUCUCACCCAGCCAACUCUGUCCAUGACCCAGCCGACACAGCCACUCUCCCAGAGUGAACUAUCUCAGGAGAUGAUGGAUGACUUCAAGUCUCAAGAUGGGGCACUAUCUCAGGACCUACCUUACUCCAUAGACAAGAGACCAAUGCUGGACUAUGGCCACCCUCUCUACUACUGAGCUGGGAAAGAGGGGCCAGUGUUGGGGGCUUCAAUUCCACAGCAUGGAUUGCCGUGGAAACAGUUCAAGAAUGUGGAGCCAGAAAUGAACCUGAAAAUUGAGAAAAUGCUGUAGUGUAGUACUGUUAUGUGUUGCUGAAAGAUUAUAACCUCAUGCGCAAGUGUUUAUAAGCGCGCAUAUUUUCUGCAUGCGCUUAGUUGUGACGGUAGCACUAGCUAGAGAACAUGAAGAGACGGCGAGCGUCCCAGACGGUGUGCGACUCUAUGCUGUGUUCCCUGAUAGUCCUCGGUUCCCUGGCCUUCUCCCUCACCUACUACCGCAACGACCUGCGGCAGCUGCUGCGUAUGUUCUUCCUGACGGCCGUUCUAAUUGGAGCCCUCCUCGCUCUCCGCCACUCGCUGGGCCGCGCGAGGCGGCGACUGGGCAAGUGGCUGAGUCGAGCGAAGGAGGAAAGCAAGGAGACUGUGGUGGAAGAGAGACCUGAUCUUGACAGAGCAAGAGAGGAGGCACUGGCCAGAGCUCAGAGACUGCACGAUGAGAAGGCUGAAGACUAUGAGUCCAGAGUGGCAGGACCGAGGAGAGUGAGAAAGUUUGAGAAGAACGAGAGAAAGAGUAUAUAUUUCCGAGGAUUUGGAGCACAUGAAGGAAGAACUCUGGGCGAGGCUUCUGGUGGUGCAGGAGCUGGGUCAUGUGACCAGGGAGCUGAGUCACGUGAGGGUCAUGUGACCGAUGAUGAUGUCAUAGGUGAAGGAGACCGAUCAGGGAGGAAGGUGUGGCUGGCAGUACAGCUGCCCACCAGGACACUCCGCAGUCAGUUCCACAUCUCUCAGACCAUGAAGGUGGUGUACAGUUGGCUGGAGGAGGAGGGAGAGGUCUUACCUGGUCAGGUCCUCAUCACCCCUCACCCUCGUCAGCUCCUUGACGACAGGGGUCGCACCCUGGAGGAUUAUGGCAUCACCAUGGAUACCAAGCUCAUUCUGGAAGAACUAGAUGACUAA
Molecule: messenger RNA, 4322 nt
Organism: Geodia barretti
Lineage: Eukaryota; Metazoa; Porifera; Demospongiae; Tetractinellida; Geodiidae
Source: the annotation of a GenBank genome assembly